AUGAUAGAGAAGCUUCUCGAAGCUGGCAUGAAUGUUGCCCGAUUCGAUUUAUCUGAGGGGUCUCACGCAUACCAUCAAGAAACUCUCAUUAAUCUCAGAACAGCCAUACACAAUACUGGUAUUCUUUGCGCCGUCAUGCUCGACACUAAGGGUCCUGAGAUACGAACUGGAACUGGAGAAGGAGAGAUUGAUAAUCUCCGUGGGGCUGUUCCCACCACCCUUACACAGAAAGAUAAAAAUGAUAUUCUUCAAUGGGGAAUUCCGAAUAAGAUCAAUAUCCUUACUCUUUCCUCUGUUCGUAAAGGAUCUGAUCUAGACGAGGUCAGAGGAUUUCUCGGAGAGCACGUACACACCAUCAUGCUUAUGUCAAAGAAGCAGCAUCUAAUGUAG
Eruca vesicaria subsp. sativa (arugula) is the source of this 390-nucleotide messenger RNA. NCBI's taxonomy places the organism in Eukaryota, Viridiplantae, Streptophyta, Magnoliopsida, Brassicales, Brassicaceae. The record is from the annotation of a GenBank genome assembly.